Molecule: messenger RNA, 1041 nt
Organism: Brettanomyces nanus
Lineage: Eukaryota; Fungi; Ascomycota; Pichiomycetes; Pichiales; Pichiaceae
Exons: 1
Coding region: 1-1041 (346 amino acids)
Biological process (GO): biosynthetic process; conversion of methionyl-tRNA to N-formyl-methionyl-tRNA
Cellular component (GO): mitochondrion
Molecular function (GO): methionyl-tRNA formyltransferase activity
Source: RefSeq, a predicted model, not a curated record
AUGACAGCAUCCAAACUACUCAGAAUUGGGUAUUUCGGGUCCGAUUACUUUAGUAUCAAUUGCUUGAAACAGAUUCUUCCUCUAAGGUUUGGACAGCCCCAGAUUAUUUCUCGUCUUGAUGUCAUUACCAGGGAUCCGAAGCCUAGUGGGAAAGGACUUCGACACCUCAAGGAUGUUCCUGUGGCACGCUUUGCCGAAGAGAACCAAUUGAGGGUUUUAAGAGCCGAAAAGGAGGUUGAUUUCGACGCAUUGCUUGCGAAUCAGUAUGAUCUAUGCAUAGCCGUUUCCUACGGACUACUAAUUCCUGCUUCAUUCAUUAAUUCCCUCCCGUUUGGUGGUUUGAAUAUUCACCCUUCCUUACUUCCUAAAUAUUCUGGUGCCGCACCUCUACAGAGGGCCUUAUUAAAUGAGGAUUCCACUACAGGAGUCACCAUCCAAACUUUACACCCUACGGAAUUUGAUAAGGGUGAUAUUUUAUCCAGACAAGAAUAUGAGGUGCGUCCUGACGAGACUUUCGAAUCUUUGACUAAAGUAUUGUCACAAGCGGGUGGUCUACUUCUCAAGAAUAUCAUUGAGAAGCAGAUGUAUGACCGUCUGUCUCCAGAUUAUCAUGCCCUUAAAUCGGAACUACUCUUUUCAUACGCUAAAAAGAUCCAAAGUCAUGAACGUCACAUAGACUGGGCUCAUUAUUCGUCAUUCAAUCUCAAGAGGAGGUCUAAUACACUCGGCCCCUUGUAUACAUUCAAAAGAAUUCAUCUAGGGAAAGCUAGGGAGGAAACUGGAUAUAGAAGGGUGGUACUGAAUGAUUUCAAAGAGAGUCCGCAACAGCAGCUUCCAUCUUUACUCGUUCCAGGAUGCUACGACCUCGAUCUCACAAAUCCAAAUAGGUUGUUAGUGAAGACAGUUGACGGUACCCUUUCAGUAGGGCAUCUCAAUGUCGAAGGAUUGGGUUCUCUAACGGGAGAAAAGAUGGUGAGAUCAUCCAAAAAGAUGUUUGGAAACAUAGAAAAACGGUUCUUAAGGAACCAAAAUAUAACAUGA